Molecule: messenger RNA, 855 nt
Organism: Lottia gigantea (owl limpet)
Lineage: Eukaryota; Metazoa; Mollusca; Gastropoda; Lottiidae
Exons: 6
Source: RefSeq, a predicted model, not a curated record
CCUGAGAAUGAUGAUGCUUUAUAUCAUAUUAUUAAGAUGAGGAGAGAUUUGGGUUGGAUUACAGAGUUACCACGCCAUGGUCCUGGCUGUAAACUCAUCAUGGAGAAAAUAGCUGCUAUGCCAGAUCCUUUGACAGAAGUGCAAGAAGAUAGUGGAGAAUUUCUAUAUUGUUUACCCAGAAACAGACACGAAUCAAGAGGCAGAUACGAUCCAUAUGAUUUACAAGUUUGUCACCAAGGAACAGGUGAUGCACAAGACUCUUCAACAAAUACACCUACAUUAUGGUGGAUUUGGGAAAGACGCCAUUAUUAUGAGAUCUACAACUUAAAAGUGUUUGCUAAUUUCAGAAUAAAGAAAACCUUCAAAAAUUGGUGUCAAAAUAUUCGCCAUCAGAAGAACAAAAGCAAUCAAUUGAUCCUAGCUAAAAAUCUAUUCACUGCUAAUGAAGUACUACAAGGAUGUUUAUACCAUGUGAAGACAUUAUGUGAGGUGGCUAGAAAUGGAGGUAAAGAUAUGGAAGAAGACAGUAUUAUAACACUUGUAGACUUGGAUAAAUCUCUUACUUUAACCCUGGAAGAAUUUAAAACCAAACAAAUCAACCAAUGUAACAAAGCUUUAAAUCAACUCAAUCUAUUGAGAGAAAGUGUUAUUGAUAUUAAAGACAACUUAUUUAUCAAGGAAUGGUUUUAUUAUUCAGAAUUUAUAUUUGCAGACAAGCCAUUAUAUGCUGAAAUAGCCAAAUGGAGAAAGAUACUGGCCAGAAUGGCCUCGUUUUUAAAAGCUGUUGAUUAUUUGUUAAUGGAUUUAUUAAGAUUUCUUGUUAAAGAUGGUGUUCAGAAAUUAUUAAAUCAUUUU